This is a messenger RNA of Bombus impatiens (common eastern bumble bee), 1268 nucleotides long. RefSeq lists its product as uncharacterized. NCBI's taxonomy places the organism in Eukaryota, Metazoa, Arthropoda, Insecta, Hymenoptera, Apidae. Gene Ontology annotation, molecular function: serine-type endopeptidase activity. The transcript has 2 exons. The record is from RefSeq and is a predicted model, not a curated record. Bases 231 to 1268 code for a protein of 345 amino acids. Gene Ontology annotation, biological process: proteolysis.
AUGUAUGAUACUUUUUCUACCUAAUACUAAGAAAAGGAUAUAUAUAUAGUCAUAUCUUAAUUUUAUUAAUACAGUCCAUUACUUUAUUUGCAACUGGACUAAAUGGAACUGACUCUAAACAGACAUUACCUGUAAAAGCUACAUAUAUAUAUCCCACAUAUGAAGCUUAUUCUGUUCUUCCUGAUCGAGAUCAUAACAUAGCUCUUUUAAAACUUACUAAGCCAUUUGACAUGUGCCAUAAUAAAAUAAUCCUACCUAAGGUUGUGCCUGUCAAAUAUGAUGAUGAUUACAAACUAUGUUUGAUAUUUGGAUGGCAAAGUUAUGUUGCACCAUCUUCAAAAGUUCUAGCUAAGCCAGUUCUAUAUUACGAAGUAAUUCUUAAUUCCUGGAAAAUGUGUACGUAUAUGAUAAAAACAAAUACAACUUACACAAAUGUAUUUUGUACAAUGGUUGAGUUUAAGGAUGAAAUGAGAGCCUGUGCUGGUAAUCCUGGUUCUCCAGUUAUAUGUGAGAAUCAAAAACAUGAGAUAGCUCUAGUUGGAAUUGCAUCUUGGACAAAUUUUUCUUUAGAAUGUGGAGAUCUUCCAACAUAUAUCGAUGUUGGUGCAUUCAGGGCAUGGAUGGAUGAUUUAGUUUUUAAUAGCAAGGACACAGAAGAAUGGGAAAAUAACACCAAAUUAAAUGAAAAACAGAGCACAUUUAAAGAAAACAUUAAUGUACAUGAUAGUUUAUGGAAUCAUUCAGAUCUUUUACAAUUAGGUUCACGAAUAAGUUAUUGGCCAGGUAAUACAAAAAUACAUUUACAUAAUAAAACUGGGACAGCAAUAAAGUAUCAAGAGGUACCUAUAGAAAGUAUGAACAAAUCUUAUUUUUGGAAUAAGUUAUAUCCAUCUAUUUCCAAUAAUUUUAACAAUAAGAAUGCAUCUUCCUCCGAUGGCUACUAUAAAAUGUCUUAUCUAGAUGUAGCAAAAGAACCAAGUAGUAAUAUCUAUAAAUAUAAAGAAAUUGGAAGUUCUCAAAAAAAGAAUCAAUUUGUAGGAAAUUUCAAUGGUGCUAUGAAUAAAUCAUUAUUGUGCAACAUUCAACAAUUUGAUAAAGUUACAGUACAACAAAAUAAGGAUCAAAUAGAAAUAGAUGAUUUUGAAUUGUUAUUACCACUUAAUUUUGAAGCUGUUUCUUAUUCUAAUAUUACUGUUGCAUACUCUAAAAAAUUAUACCUAUUUUUUCAUUUUGUAUUUUGGUAUCUUUACAUUAUUAUUUAUACAUAA